UUAAGUACAGCUCUUAAGUACGUAUGUACACACGCUACUUUGUGAAAAUUUGUUAUUUGUUUGCAAAUAGCGGUUUCUGUUUAAAGUAAUCAGCAUAAUGGAGACGCUACUAGAACAGCAGCGUCGGUACCAUGAAGAGCGAGAGCGUUUGAUCAAACUAAUGGUGGAUGAGCAUGCUACGAAAAAGCCCGGCGAAAAGGAGCGCAUCCAUAGUGAACACCGGCUAAAGUAUUUAAUGGAACUUCACCACAAUGCUACCACACAGCUGCGUGACCUGUAUGAGGACAAGGAUAAUGAGCGAAAGGCUGAGAUUGCAGCACUGUCCGGCCCAAAUGAGUUCAAUGAAUUUUAUGCCCGACUGAAGCAAAUAAAACAAUUCUACAAAUCCCAUCCAGCCGAAGUCAGUGUUCCCCUUUCAGUAGAGUUUGAAGAGAUGAUAAAGGUCUACAAUAAUCCCGAUGAUAUGAGCGCUCUAGUCGAAUUUACUGACGAGGAAGGCGGCGGACGGUACUUGGACUUAAACGAAUGUUAUGAACUCUAUUUAAAUUUGAGGGGCGUUGAAAAGUUGGACUACAUCACGUACCUAAUGUCCUUUGACCAUGUCUUUGACAUACCACGUGAGCGUAAAAAUCGUGAAUACCGCAAGUACAUUGAAACGCUUAACCAUUAUCUACACAGCUUCAUAUUACGCAUUCAGCCGCUCCUUGACCUUGAGAGCGAGCUGGUCAAAGUUGAGCUUGAGUUUCAGCGCCAAUGGCUACAGGGUGCCUUCCCAGGUUGGUCGUUGAAGGAGACAGAAUCGGCACUCGCCAACACUGGUGCGCAUUUAGAUCUCUCCGCCUUCUCAAGUUGGGAAGAGCUGGCCUCCCUGGGCUUAGAUCGUCUCAAGUCCGGCUUGGUUGCCUUAGGCCUGAAGUGUGGCGGCACUUUGGAGGAGAGGGCUCAACGUCUGUUUACUACUAAGGGCAAGAGUACCUUGGACCCCGCGCUAAUGGCCAAGAAACCAACAGCAAAAAGCGCCAACGCACAAACACGCGAGAAUGAACGAAAUAAAGAAAUCGCGCAGUUGGAAGCGCUGCUCUAUAAAUACGCCGAGCUGCUGUCCGAACAAAGGGCGGCAACCAAGGAGAAUGUGCAGCGCAAACAGGCACGUACUGGAGGCGAGCGGGAUGACAGCGAUGUCGAAGCUAGCGAGUCGGAUAACGACGAUGAUCCCGAUGCAGAUGAUGUGCCAUUCAAUCCCAAAAAUUUGCCAUUGGGUUGGGAUGGCAAACCUAUACCGUACUGGCUAUAUAAGUUGCAUGGCCUGAAUAUCAGCUACAAUUGCGAGAUUUGUGGCAACUUCACUUACAAGGGACCCAAGGCGUUCCAGCGUCAUUUUGCCGAGUGGCGACACGCGCACGGAAUGCGGUGCUUAGGCAUACCAAAUACGGCGCAUUUUGCGAAUGUUACGCAGAUCGAGGAUGCGAUCACGUUGUGGGAAAAGCUGAAGUCGCAAAAGCAGAGCGAGCGGUGGAUCGCUGAUCAGGAGGAGGAGUUCGAGGACACGCUAGGAAACGUAGUCAACCGCAAAACCUUUGAGGACCUAAAGCGUCAAGGAUUGCUCUAAAUAAUAUAUUUUCUA
Molecule: messenger RNA, 1624 nt
Organism: Drosophila hydei
Lineage: Eukaryota; Metazoa; Arthropoda; Insecta; Diptera; Drosophilidae
Gene: noi
Product: splicing factor 3A subunit 3
Exons: 1
Coding region: 98-1609 (503 amino acids)
Biological process (GO): mRNA splicing, via spliceosome
Cellular component (GO): nucleus; spliceosomal complex
Molecular function (GO): zinc ion binding; RNA binding
Source: RefSeq, a predicted model, not a curated record